AUGUCUUUAUAAGAAAUAGAUGUCUAACCAGACUAAUAUUACAUAGAUUAACUUAAGAUCAAAGUUAAAAUUUAAGAAAUCUAAGAGACAGCUCUCUUAAUACAUCUUUGCACUAUAUCAUUACCAAUUUUACUCAGUAAAAUUAUUGUAAUGAUUUACUAUUAAAUAGAAUCUAGAUUUCAUUAAGGCUUAAUUUCGACUAAGUUUAGUGAGCAUUUACAUUUUGACAUUGAUUUCGGUCUAAUUUUGCACAUAAUCUUUAUCAAAUGUAUUUUAAGAUUAAUAUUAAACAAUUUCUAGAAACCUCUUAAAUAUGUCAUAUUUUAUGUCCAUUUAAUUACUAAAUUAUAUAUUCUACUUUGCUUAUGUAAAAUUAAAAUUUUUGAGGUAUUAAAAACAAACAUUUUUAGUCAUUUUUUAUAGUUAUGAGUGUAGCAUAUUUAAGUAUUUAUUGUUUCAUCAAGACUAGAGACAUUAUUAAAGGACAUAAUGAUUUGUAAGUAAAAUAUUAUCUUACUCAUAUUGUAACAAUUAGUUUUUUGACAACAUUCUUAUUAGUUUAGGAAUUGUAUUUCAAAUUUUAUGUCAUUCCUAUGUAUUGGUUAUUUAUGAUACUCUACAUGAUAUUUUUGUUGUUAAAUUUAUAAUUAGUAGAAUAUAGAUAAUAUCUUUGGGAAAAUAAUGAUAUCUAUAUUACAACUGUCUUAAUUGAUAGUGAUUUGAUUGCACCUGCUAAUUUGCUCAAAUUAUAAAGUUAAAUUACAAAACCUUAAAAUCAUGAGGAAAUUAAAAAACAAGAAGUAAUAGAAGAUUCUGAAAUUGAUGAACUAGAUUCAGAAAUGUAAGACUGA
Paramecium pentaurelia is the source of this 851-nucleotide messenger RNA. NCBI's taxonomy places the organism in Eukaryota, Ciliophora, Oligohymenophorea, Peniculida, Parameciidae. The record is from the annotation of a GenBank genome assembly.